Molecule: messenger RNA, 1468 nt
Organism: Phragmites australis (common reed)
Lineage: Eukaryota; Viridiplantae; Streptophyta; Magnoliopsida; Poales; Poaceae
Product: probable signal recognition particle 43 kDa protein, chloroplastic
Exons: 1
Coding region: 80-1255 (391 amino acids)
Molecular function (GO): protein binding
Source: RefSeq, a predicted model, not a curated record
ACCAAAAGCAUCACCGUGCUCGCUCCACACGCGCCAUCAGUCCACCACCACCACCUCCUCCUCCCACCGGGCCACUCCAAUGGAGGCCGUCCUACGGCAUCCAUCGCUCUCCCGCCUCAAGCCUCCAAACCGGAACCCUCACAGAACUCCAUCACCAUCCCUCCCUCCCUUAUCUCUCCUUCGCCUCCGCGCGCGCCGGCUCACCGCCGCCGCUGUGUUCCAGGACCAGUCCAGACCGAGAGACCCGGUGAGCAAGGAAGGCAAUGAGGAGGAGGCGUACGGCGAGGUGGACCGCAUCGUCUCCAGCCGCACCAUCAAGAACGCGGUGUUCGCAGAGGACGGCUCGGCCAACACGGUCAUCGCCACGGAGUACCUCGUGGAGUGGAGGGACGGACACGAGCCUUCCUGGGUGCCGGCGGAGGCCAUAGCCGCGGACGUCGUGGCGGAGUACGAGACGCCGUGGUGGACGGCGGCCAAGAAGGCGGACGCGGAGGCGCUGAGCGCACUGCUCGCGGAUGAGACGCUGCAGCGGGACCCCAACGCGGAGGACGCGCAGGGGCGCACGGCGAUGCACUUCGCCGCGGGGCUGGGAUCCGAGGAGUGCCUGCGGGCGCUCGCCGCGGCCGGGGCUGACGUGGGCCACCAGGAGCGCGCCGGCGGUGGGCUCACACCGCUGCACAUCGCGGUAGGGUACGGCCGCGCUGCGGGCGUGCGCACGCUGCUGGAGCUUGGCGCCGACCCAGAGGCCAUCGACGGGCAGGGCCGGACGCCGCUGGAACUGGUCCAGGAAGUGCUCGGCAAGAUGCCCAAGGGCAACCCGGCGACGUUCCAGCAGCGGCUGGCGCUGGAGGCUUCGGCCAAGGAGCUGGAGAAGGCCGUGUACGAGUGGGCCGAGGUGGAGAAGGUGGUGGACGGGCGCGGCGAAGGCAAGUGGCGGGAGUACCUGGUGGAGUGGCGCGACGGCGGCGAGAGGGAGUGGGUGAAGGCGGCGUGGGUGGCGGAGGACCUGGUGAACGACUUCGAGGCCGGUCUCGAGUACGCCGUGGCCGAGGCCGUCGUCGACAAGAGGCAGGCGGCAGCGGCGGACGGUGAGGAGAAAUGGGAGUACCUUGUCAAGUGGGUGGACAUUGAGGAGGCGACGUGGGAGCCCGCUGAGAACGUCGACGCUGAGCUCGUGCAGGAAUUUGAGCAGCGGCAGUCCGGGUCGGCUGGUAGCGAUGGUGGUGCGCCGCCUACGGAGACGGUCGCCGGAUGACAGACGGUGGCAGUGUGAUGAUUCCUCCUAGUAUUUCUUCUGAAGUUUGGAUUGAGUUGAGCAUCCAUAUUGGUGCCAUGCAUGUAUCAGUAGCGACCUGAAUUUUGUAGUAGGAUGGAACUUUCUGUGAGAAUAUCGUACUGCGACCGAAAUUUGUCACAUUUCAGCAGAAUUCAUCCAUGCCCACUUGGCAAUAGUUCAAUUUUCGCUUCA